CGAAACCUGCCCUGCCUGGGUCGGACCUCAGUUCAAAACAGCAUAGUUGAGACGCAGAGUUAGAAGAGGUCACUAAGAGUGUUAGAGGGAGGAAUGGAGAUGUGUAAAAUAUAGAAAGCAGAAAGAGAGCAGAGAGAAAGAGGAAUAACACAAGGUCUGAAUAUGGGAGUGGAUUAACAGGCCCAGCAGCAGAUAAGGGAAUCCCCCUCUGUUUCGAAAACACCAUGGAAACGCUGAGUGACAUCAGGCAAGUCUACCAGGACACAGGGAGGGGCAGCAGAGGAGGUAUGUCUUUGCCAAGCCUCAGAGACAACAGGAGACGCUGCAGCCACCGAGAUCCUGCUCCCUCAUCUGGUUUACUGAGUACCAGGACUUCCUGCCUGCCUGUACCCCCUAGACACAAGCAGAGAACAAGAAGUGUGAUUCCUGCGUCACCAUCCUCCCCUGUCCGGCUGUCCGUGCCUGAGCCCAGCCAGUUAAGCCAAUCAGCCCCCAGCAUCAUGGAACCCCUUCUGUGUUCAAACACCAUGAUGCAAGCCAGAGCACACAUCCAGACACGACUUGGUUCUCAAAAUACUUUACAAAAGUUCUCACAAAGCAUCUUGCCAACUCUGCAUCCAAGAACACCCAAACUGUUGGCACCGCUAGGGAGCAGGUGCAGGGAUGUUACGACUCUGUCAGGACUCAAGAGCCAUGUUCCCCUGAAACCCAUCAGCCAAAGUCCACUUUGCUCUAGGACCCAUCUGAGGAGAGAGAGACUUGGAUUUACCAAGGGUGGAAGCGAGGAGAGUGGUUCCAGUAGCAGUAUUAGCAGCCAGAGCUCCAUCGACCUGGAAGAUGAUGAGGUGGAAGACAAAAAUGACUUGACUGAAAGAGCUUCAGUGGAGAGCCAUCUUGAGUUUUUGGGAGGCAGAUUGCCGCAGCAUUCGAACAAUGUGAGCUCCUGUGAAGCUGAUUUGGUGGGGAAGACAAGGCAGCGUUUUAAAGUUCAGCAAAGAUCAAGUGAUAUUCCACCAAUCCACAAAUUAGCACCUGACCUGGAUGGAGAGGCUAUCAAUCAAACAAGAUAUCUCAUUGGCGCCAGGAAAGAUGUAAACUAUUACUGUGGCGAUGAUACUAACCAUGUGAAUUGUACAACCGAGUCUAUUGAAGGUCAGACCUUUAAAAAAUGUAACUAUGCACAACAAGGAGACAUUAUGAAUGCUACUAAAGAUUCUGUGAUUAUCCAUGGGACAACAUAUAACAAUGAGAGUAUGAUGGUUUCAGACUCACAAGUGAAUAACAAAAAUGAUCUGCACAUUAAACAGACAGAAAGAACAUUGCAAGAUUUGCACUACAAAGAAACAUUGGUAGAUAACCUGAUACCUUGUAGGGAGGAUGUAAAGUUGGACCUAAAGACGGCUGAAGAUGAAACUCAGCAUUGUAAUCCAGCUGGAAACGUAGAUGCCCAGAGAAAAGAGUGGAUGUUUAAAGUCUUAAAACAUGUCCAGAACAAAGAGAGAACAGUUGUGAACUGUGAAGUAGAGGUAAAUGUUCAAAUAAACCCCAAGUCCUUCAAAAUGUUAUUACAAGAAAACAGGAUCAACCCCAAUCAGAUAAAGACCAAAGGGAAACUCAAGAAUUCAUCACUAUCCACACAUGCAAUAGCUAAAACAGGACAAAUCCAUGAGCCGAUAAUCAGCAGGGAGAGAGAUGCAAAAGUAAAAUCCAAGCUUAAGUGCAUGAAAGGCCCUUACUGUAAAACUGUCAUACCACCACAACGAAACAAGGUUACUUAUCAUGCACACAGCAAAAGAGAAACUCUUGACAAGAAUAACAACAACAGAGUCUAA
This is a messenger RNA of Labrus mixtus (cuckoo wrasse), 1832 nucleotides long. RefSeq lists its product as uncharacterized. The transcript is spliced from 7 exons. Bases 225 to 1832 code for a protein of 535 amino acids. NCBI's taxonomy places the organism in Eukaryota, Metazoa, Chordata, Actinopteri, Labriformes, Labridae. The record is from RefSeq and is a predicted model, not a curated record.